AUGGCAACCUCACUCAGCAACUCCGUUGCAUCCCUGGACUCCUCCCUCGGCCUAGUGGACGACUCCAUUGCAAUCCUCGACUCCGGCGUCAGCGACUUCCCCCGUAUGUCCAAGGUCCUUCAAACAACACGACACUUCGAACUCCUCCCCGAGCCCACCAUCCGCGAAGCGCAAAAGGCGCUAACCGACGAAAUCACACCAAGCAUCGCACACCUGCUCUCGCUCGCCUCAAACCACGUCGAAAAGCUCGCCCGUCGCGAAGAAGGUCUCCGUGCAAAAUGCGAGCUGCAAGAGGGGCGGCUCAAUUCUGCGAGCCGGCAGCACCCGGCGCGCCCACAGAGGAGCACUCCUAGUGGAGGAUCACCUGGUUCCGCGGCCAAGGCGCUGGAGCUGAGAAGAUUGGUUCAGAAGAAAGAGCGUCUGAAGUAUGCGGUUGAGCGCCUGGAGCUGCAGAGCACGCAGCGGGAGCGCCAGUUGAGGAAGAGUAUGGCUUUCCAUUGA
Messenger RNA from Aspergillus mulundensis, 501 nucleotides. RefSeq names its product DASH complex subunit SPC19. The transcript has 2 exons. Gene Ontology annotation, cellular component: DASH complex; spindle microtubule. The coding region runs from base 1 to 501 and encodes 166 amino acids. Lineage: Eukaryota; Fungi; Ascomycota; Eurotiomycetes; Eurotiales; Aspergillaceae. The record is from RefSeq and is a predicted model, not a curated record. Gene Ontology annotation, biological process: attachment of spindle microtubules to kinetochore.